UGCAACCACUGACCUACUAACACAUAUUCUGCUGAGGAGAGAGGGGGAAUGUGGAGCAGGUCCCCAGCACAACACACACCCGCCAUGCCAGAGGAGAAACAGCAUCCAGCCGACAACAUCCACACGCACUGACCGGCCCGCGAACGGAGGGGAGAAACUUCGCUUCUUCGGAGAGAGACCAAAAAAAACAAAGAAAGAAAGAAAGGAAGGGGAGGUUGACGGGAGCGCAAAGGACGCAAACUUAAAGCCGCGGAACGAGACAAGCUUUUGUGUCGGGCAGCCCGACUGUGUUGCAGACACGUCACUUUGGGAAGUUUAUGGUGAACAAGCAGCAGUGCAGAAACUGGGUCCUCGGGGAUCAUUGAGCCGUGGAAAAACCCUGAAGUAGACAGACUGACCUACAUCCUGUGUAAGACGCCCCAGGGAAGCAGGGCACCAGAGCCUGACAGGCAUCAAAGCCCUGGUGAAGAUUAACAGCAUCGUAGACAAACUCACAAUUACAUUGUGUGAGACUUCGGAGAAUACUUUGAACUGUUUGCUCAGAGAACAACCAGAGGAUUUUGUUUAAAAAAAAAACUUGCUUCUUUCUUCCUUUGUUCAGAACUCUACUUCAAUGUGUGAGGUCUUUGUGGCAUUCCAUCUCUUUUUGAUAUUCUUGGCAAAUUUGGACACUUGAACACUUGGAAUUUUAAAGAAGAGGAAGUAAUUGCAUUACAUUUUCAAAGACAAAAUCAAUGACGCUGUCACUCAGUGGAGCUCAACAACCUUGUCAACAGUUUUUUGCAGAUCCUGCAACUUAGGUCAAGCCCUUUACAAACAAAUUAAUUAGCUUUUACAGUUACUCAUCUUCUCCCUGUCCCCACCCCUUCACCCUAACUGCUAGAGGUACACUCUUACCCCAACAAUGGAAAACCUGGGUCUGCACCACCCAUCCACCAGCAACAACACCACUGUGGAGGAUGACACUUUUUCCACUUUCAAUGAAAGUCACCAGUCUCCUCAGCCCGAUGGUGGGCCACGCAUUAGCCGCCAGGCCAAAAGUAGCAAGCCUAACUUGACCUCCCGGCGUAAGCGGGAGUUCAUUUCUGAUGAGAAAAAAGAUGCUUCCUACUGGGAGAAACGGAGGAAGAACAAUGAAGCGGCCAAACGCUCGAGGGAGAAGCGCCGUCUCAAUGACAUGGUGCUGGAAAACCGGGUCAUGGCGCUGACCGAGGAGAAUGUUCGUCUCAAGACAGAGCUGCUUCAGCUCAAGCUGCGCUUUGGUCUGAUCAGUACAGCCUCCUACAUGGAGAAAAGCCAGCAAAUCUCCAACAGUGCUGCUGGUAACAACACUUGUGGUAGCGAGAGCAGCACCAAUAGCACGCCCAACACUAACCCCUACCUCUCAAGCAGUGGGUACUCCAGCGCAUCCCAAGUGAUGCUGAACUCUGACUCCUCUGAAACCGAGCAGUCGAGCCGUGGUGAUCGCCACACCCCACUCUCUAAGUACUCUCCCCAUGGCUCCCUGUCUGAUAUGUCGGAUGGCUCCUCCAGAGACAGCCCUGAACCGAUGGACUACAACAUCAAGAGAGAGUCCUCCAGCAGGGAAAUGGGCAGACUGGACAAAAACGAUAUCCCCAAUGGGUUGGCCAAUGGAGUCUACCCAGGCAGUCACACUGCUCUGAUGGCUAGUCACCAGCAAAAUGUCCAGGAGGCUGAACAUGCCAUGGACUACCAGCAUCAGCAACUGCAACAACAGCAGCAGCACCACCAUCUUGAGACAUCCAGCCUGGCUCCCCAGGCCACGUCUGCACAGAGGAGCGUGAUCCUUUACCGUUCUAGCAGUGGUUCUUACCCCAUUGAGAGCCAGAGGCCAGAGGACCAACAACAGCCUCAGGCCCAGCAGAGCAGGCUACCCCAGCAGAGGCAGCUCACCUCAGCCUCCCAAACCUCAGAGUGCUUCCAGACUAUCACAGAAGUAGCUGAACGACUGGGAAGGUCAAAGACCACAGACUCACCUCAGUAUGAGUACAUGAAUGGCCAUGCUGAGUCACUGGAGGAGCAGCAGCAGGUCUACAACUCCCAUCCCCAACAGCAGCACCAGGGCAGCCAGGGACACUAUAGCUACCAGAGCCAAGAAAAUUGUCAUCAGCACACAGAGGGUCACCAUAACCCGUUUGCCCCUGAUUUGCUCCACAACAGUGAAGAGAGCGAAUCUACCUUCCAGCAGCACAAUGGCUACCUCAACACACUGGACGAAGACCCCCCAGUACUCACAUAUGAGGGCGGCCCCAGAGCUGACGGUUUCUACCAGGAGAACCUCUCUGGCAAAGACACUUCAUCUAGUGAUGGGGAUCCUCGCAGCUCUGACAAGGAGGGCUCCACAGAUGAUGAGUCCCCCUCCUCCUCCUCUUCUGACAUCAGUAGCUAUCGCCAGAAGCCUGCAGGGGCACUGGGUCAGAGCUCGGAUUGCCACACCGAGGUCAAAGGCACAGCCCUGCCCCAUAAGCUCCGUCUCAAGUACAGAGGUCUUUCCAGUGGGGCAGUGGGCUCUCAGUUUGAGGUAACGAUGAGCUCCCCCACGUCGGUAUCCCCCUCGCCCACCCUGCCCCAGCACCCCUACCUGGCUCUGCCUAGCACCCAACAGAAUGGCCAAGAAAAUGGUGAAAACAAAGAAGUUGAGAAUGAGACUGAAUACACUGAGCAGGAGGCGCCACUGGUGAACAGGAGGGAUGAGAUGAAAAAGGGAACCAGCAAUGGGAAGAAUGCUCGUUGCAAGAGGCGAGAUUAAAGAUGAGCUAAAGCUCUAAAUAUGGACAAGUCAAAGAGAACACAUUUACCCCCAUCAAGCCUCUUGGGGCAUUGCUCCCGGGUGUCUGUCCACGUCUGUGGUGGCCUCCCUCCCAGAUGGUUUUUAACAGGAUAGGUAUCUGUCAACUCAUGUUUCCAACCUCACAGGUCAGACAAGAUGUCAGUGAUCUGGGCAAGAGUAUAGCCAGGAUGGGCUUUUAGACUUUGUUUUACCAUGUCAUCUGUUUUCCUGGAUGAAAUUUCGUUCCCCUCCUCCCCUGCCUCGUCUCAUCCUACCAUUCAUCUGUUCUCACAGACAAACAAUACAACAGCACUUAAAUCAGCAAGGUGAAAUACAGAACAAGUGAAAGACUUGACGAAAGAAAGCUCUCUGAAGUUUGAAUUAAGGAUGUUUCCCAUGAUCUAAUAGCAAAUUGUUCACCACACUGCCUUUAGUUAGUGCUCAUCAUAUACAAUUUUUGCAUGGCAGUAUGGAAAUAUUCCCUCAACCAAAGAAAAUGCACCCUUCCUCUACCUCUCCAUUUUGAUCAGUUUCAUUCUCCAUCAUCCCUCAGUUUUGUUCUACCCCCUCCACCGGCACAGAAAACCCCCACUACUCUCAAGCACUUGGAUUGUAUAUUACUGUGAUAUAUAAAUUUGCAUAUAUUGAAUAUAUAUUUUAAGAAAAAAAAUACAAAAAGUGGCAAAAACAACAACUGAAAAGCACUGGGAUGGCAACAUUGUAGACUUAAGAAAAGUGAUCGGUUUGUUCUUGUUGAGCGUUCGUGUACAGUCCCUUAUUGUCUAGGAAAUGCCUCAAAGAUUUUCUUUCAACUUGAUGUUUGAGCCACAACUGGUAAAAAUAAUAAUAAUAAUUAAAAAAAAUGUAUAAAACCAUUUGUAGAUUCAUGACUGAAUUUUGAAGUCUGUCUCAUGAUCAACUCCUGACCCGGCAGACACACAGGGCCUCCCAGUCAGGGCCAGUAUUUGGCAUAUCAGCUGUUUUAAGUCUGUCACACACGGUUUGUUGGCAAAACCUGACAAGCACAAGGACGUAGGCAUUCCUCACUUACCGACAAGUCGAAUAAGUGAAAAAAAUCUUUCUUUUUUAGACAAUUCAAAGGUUUUCUGAAAUAAAGGAAAUAAUUUUUUCAGUUGCAACAGGAAAAGCUGCUCUUCUCCCUCUUUUUAAGGUGCCUCUUUAUUACGGUGUCUGUUGUCUCCAUCUAGGCCAGCGGCUCUGAUCUUUUUCCACUGCUGGACUUGUAUUAGUUUCAGUACAUGCAGUAGACCAUGCAGUCUCUGGACCGGUUACUUUGUUAGAUGUUCCACUUUUUUGGGUGCCUGCCUUUGGCCACUGUGUAUAAAUGUAAAGUUCUCUAUCUGUAUUUCCUGUGUUUUAUUUUAUUAUUAAUUAUUAUUAUUAUGUUACUAUUGUUAAUAUUUUAUAUUUUAUUCCGUUACUAUUUUGGUUAUUAUUAUUAUUACGUGUGUUUUCUGUCUCCCUUGUUGAUUCAUCUGCCUUGUGCUCUUCCUGGUCGUGCUGUGUAUUUACCUAUGCUUACCUUUACCCCAGAUACCAUUUGUACUCUGUAAUACUGUAUAACAUUUGUUGUUUGCUGAAUGGCUUUAUGAAAAUGGAGAAAACUGAAAAAGGCUUGUCCAGAAGUGAUUAUGUAUUGCUAUACUUCACAUGUGGAUAUGCAAAAUUGUUACAAAUCAUUUUUGAUUGUGAAAGAUUCAAAAGAGGAAAAAGAAACACAAUAAAAGGGUGUUCAUUUUACUAGCUUUUUGACCUUUUGUCCUC
Lampris incognitus (smalleye Pacific opah) is the source of this 4576-nucleotide messenger RNA. RefSeq names its product nuclear factor, interleukin 3 regulated, member 5 (gene nfil3-5). The coding region runs from base 905 to 2770 and encodes 621 amino acids. Gene Ontology annotation, biological process: circadian rhythm; regulation of DNA-templated transcription. The transcript is spliced from 2 exons. The record is from RefSeq and is a predicted model, not a curated record. NCBI's taxonomy places the organism in Eukaryota, Metazoa, Chordata, Actinopteri, Lampriformes, Lampridae. Gene Ontology annotation, molecular function: DNA binding; DNA-binding transcription factor activity. Gene Ontology annotation, cellular component: nucleus.